UAUUGAGAGCAAACACGAAGUCACAAUCUUAGGAGGACUCAAUGAAUUUGUUGUGAAGUUUUAUGGACCACAAGGAACACCAUACGAAGGUGGAGUAUGGAAAGUUAGAGUCGACCUUCCUGAUAAAUACCCUUUCAAAUCCCCAUCUAUAGGAUUCAUGAAUAAAAUUUUCCAUCCCAACAUUGACGAAGCGUCAGGAACUGUAUGUCUAGAUGUAAUCAAUCAAACUUGGACAGCUCUCUACGAUCUCACCAAUAUAUUUGAAUCGUUCCUGCCCCAGCUGCUGGCCUAUCCUAACCCUAUAGAUCCUCUAAAUGGUGACGCUGCAGCCAUGUACCUCCACCGACCAGAAGAGUACAAACAGAAAAUUAAAGAAUACAUUCAGAAAUAUGCAACAGAAGAAGCACUAAAAGAACAGGAAGAAGGCACCGGGGACAGCUCGUCUGAGAGCUCCAUGUCCGACUUCUCGGAAGAUGAGGCUCAGGAUAUGGAGUUGUAGUAGAAGAGGCAACCUGCUUUUCAGAGAGACUCUAAUUUCCUAACCAUGAGAAGCAGACUAUAAUAUUCAUAUUUAAACAAAGCAAUUUUUUUUAUUACUAAACAAGGUUUUUAUGAAUAAUAGCAUUGAUAUAUAUAUAUAUCACCCUUUAGAUCUUGAUUUUCUUGGUCAUUUCUCGAACCCGAGGUGCAUAGCAUAUUCCCACAUUCCAUUUUGGUAGCAAUAUGCAGCCCGAAUGCAUGCAUUCAAAUUCCAUUUGGCCAAGUCAACUUGUGUGCUACUGAACUGUCAGCUAAAACAGCUGCCCUGGUAGGUAGGGAGUUAGCAAAAAGAUGUUUGCUUUCUUAUCGAUGUUUCCAAAGACACCACCUUGGAUGCUAACAUGGAACAGCGUUUGCUCAAAGUAUAAAAUCUGGGGGAUGAUAUACUAACCAUGUAGAUCAGACAGUGGAAUCAAAGGUGCUCCUUCAGGUCAACCUUGCUGAUCGUAUUUUACGUGGAGUCACAUUUAAAAAAAAAAAAAAAUCAAACAAUACAAAUGCAUGGAGCUAUUCAGAGCAUUGAAGCUUAAAAAUUUUGACUUGGAUUUUAAGUCCGUUUUUAUAUGUGGACUCCUGCCUGCCCUUCUGAACUGUAGGGACUGACAACCACUGGUCUAUUUGCUUUUGGGACUUUUGAAAGCCUUCAUCUGGAUGUUAUUCACUUUCUUGGUCUGGAUUACGAGCUGUUCCCUUUUCGGGAGGGGAAAAAAAAAAAAAAAAACACGAAAAAAACCCCACAAACGAUGCUCUCUUUGAUUUAGCUGGAGCACAUGUGAAGUCAAAC
Balearica regulorum gibbericeps (East African grey crowned-crane) is the source of this 1324-nucleotide messenger RNA. NCBI's taxonomy places the organism in Eukaryota, Metazoa, Chordata, Aves, Gruiformes, Gruidae. The record is from RefSeq and is a predicted model, not a curated record.